Galleria mellonella (greater wax moth) is the source of this 6777-nucleotide messenger RNA. RefSeq lists its product as uncharacterized. Lineage: Eukaryota; Metazoa; Arthropoda; Insecta; Lepidoptera; Pyralidae. Bases 369 to 1838 code for a protein of 489 amino acids. Gene Ontology annotation, biological process: phospholipid metabolic process; arachidonate secretion. Gene Ontology annotation, molecular function: A2-type glycerophospholipase activity. The record is from RefSeq and is a predicted model, not a curated record. The transcript has 7 exons.
CGGCCCGUCCAGUCCAGUCUAGAACGCGUGGUCGCGCUAGCGUGACGUGUAUCCGCGCAACACUCGUCCGACAACUUUUGCAUUCUGCAAUUCGAAUUUCGAAUCGUGACCGCGUGGCCGAAACUUUUUUUUCUAAAUUACAUCUAAGGGCUGCGGUCGUGUACGCAUUAUGCUGUGACAGAAAUAGUGUAUGUUGUGUUUGGAAUUGUGUUUUUUUUUUAUUUGUGCGUUUAAUUGGAUUUUUACUAUAAGUUGAAUACUUAAGGGGGAACCACGUGGAGGUCGACCUGAUAGAGUGUAUUGUUAGCAAUGGGUUCAUUAGACCCCAUUACUAACAAUCCCUUUCCCCCCGAAAUGAAAGAUAAGAUAUGGAAAUUAAAUCGCCAAAAGCGAAGAAAAAGUCAAGCUUUUCCAGACUGAUAUCGUGGGGCAAAAUGUAUCGAAUCCCAUUACUUAUGCUCCUUUUGUUGGGCUCUACCAAUUGUGACGAGGGAGAAUCGAGCGAAGACCUGGCCACACACAGUAUUCCAAAACCGAAUAAUUCAAAUUUCAAACCCAUAGACAAUAGUUUAAAUCUCGAACGUUUAAAAUUGAGGCAUCGUCAUACGCACAUGCUGCCAAAUUUAAACCGUUCUUUGGAUAAUAGUGACAGACAAUUAUUGAGUGACAUUAAAUAUUUAAGACGACAUUUGAAUAAAGAAAUAGUGAAUUUUGUGAUGAAAGACAAUCUUGUUGAUGGCGAGAUGGAGGUCAGGGUGCAUUUUAAUGGGAUAACAGCAAAGGAGACAUCUGUUGGCUCUGAUGGACAUGGACUGAAGCUUCGUCAGCUGACCGACGGCCGCCAUCUUGUCCAAAUGAUAUACGCACCAAAUGGCGACAUCCAGGACUGCGAACACAUCACACAAGGAAGAUCAGCUAGAAAUUUCCUUAAAACACUUAGAAAAGAACUUAAAUUAGCUUUAGACGAAGAGACGUAUAGAAUUUUGGAGAGAAACCCGCAUAAUUUUGACAAUGAAAACUUUUACCGCCAUUUUUACAAUAUGACAGUUAGGAUAUUGAAAAAUGGAGAGGGUUUACCGUCCGAUGUCGUCGAAUGGUUAGAUUAUGACAGAUUAAAAACGGAAUGUCUGCAAAGGCACGAAGAAAUGACUUACAUGAUGGAGAACAGAAAUAAAGUGUCAGAAAACUCUUUGGCCAGGUCACGGCGAUCCAUCAGGGAGAAUUUCAUAUUACCGGGGACAAAAUGGUGCGGCGCCGGUCAAUUGGCAACGAGGUACAAUGAGCUGGGCGCCGAUAGUACCGAAGACAGAUGCUGUAGGGCCCACGACAAUUGCCGAGUUAAUAUUGGAGCGUUUAAAAGAAGAUUCGGGUAUUUCAACUAUAGGCCAUUCACGGUCUCGCACUGCCGGUGCGAUAGGAGAACGAAACGCGACGCGACAGAGCUACUUCGGGUGCCAGGAACAAAAUGGUGCGGUAAAGGUUUCUCCGCGACACGGUAUUCCCAACUCGGCGGGUACUCCAGAACGGACAGGUGCUGUCGUAUACACGAUCUGAGAUGUCCAUUCUGGAUCGGUGGCAUGGAGAAGAAAUAUGGAGUUUAUAAUUGGCGGGUGAACACGCUUAUGCACUGUCGGUGCGACGAAAGGUUUCGUGCAUGUCUCAAGUUAGCUGACACCUCAGUUUCCAACAUGGUGGGGAAACUCUUCUUCAACAUCGUACAGACGAAAUGUUUCGUUCUAAAACCGGUUAAGAUUUGCACGAAACGAUCUUGGUGGGGAAAAUGUAUGAGGAAGGGUUACACGAAGCAGGCUUUCCUUAGAGACAAUCUACCUUACUGAACGAUGACAUACUUACGGGAUGAUGAUUAUCAACAUUUACUUACGGAACGAUGAAAGAACAAAGGAAUAUCAUUCUAAUGUGCAAAAGAUUACACUAAAUGAGCUACCGUGAGAUAUAUUCUACCUUACUAAACGGUGACACUACACUUAUGGAAUGAUGAUUAUCAAGCAUUUACUUACGAAGCGAUGAAGGAACAAAUUAAAAUUAUUCUAAUGUGAAAAAGGUUACACUAACAUAGUAUAAGCUUCCAUUAGAGAUAUUCUACCUUACUGAACGAUGAUAGACUUACGGAAUGAUGAUUAUCAAUAUUUACUUACGGAGCGAUGAAGGAACAACAAAUAAAAUUAUUCUACUUGCUAUAAAAAAUAUUAUAAUGCAUAAAGAAUGUUUUCCUAAGAAACAAUCUAUUCUACACGAAAAUCUUAUAUGUUGAUAAUUAUCAAACAUUAUUACAGAGUAAGUCAAGUGGAAAUGUUGCAAAUUAGUGAAUGUUAUUUAAGACGAUAAGUCAACACAAAUGUUCCUAUGUGAAUAUAUAAUUAUAUCAAUACCGAUGAUUCAAAAUAAAUAUAUUAUAAAUUGCCAAUUGUGUGCAGAAAAAAAAAUAUAGAAGUGUAGACAUUUCUUCCGCCAAAUCUUUAAAUGUUAGAUACAGAAUAAUUAAAUGUAAAUUAAUUAAAAUAUCACCAUUAUGAGAAAAAUAAAACAUCAUUUAGCGUAGUGAAAUUAAGUGUAUCAUAGUAAAUUUACUUAUUAUGUAUAAAUAAAUUAAAAAGAAAAUUUGUGAUUUGUGAUUAUUAUUGCUGUAAUUAAGUAGUCUGUUUCUGUAUAACGGGUAUAAUACUCGAUGACAUUUCAAUACAAUGAAAUGAUGAUUAUAAUCAUCGUAAUAAAUAAAUAAUAUAAUAUUGAAGAAUAUCACUAGAUUUACUGGAAAUGAGGUUGUAAUGUAAAAACAGGAAAAUCAUUGUACUUAGAUCUUUUAUAUAGACAUAGUUCCCGCUCGUAAUUACAAAAGAGUAGAUAUUUAUUUUGUGAAUAAUAUAAUUAGUAUAGAUGUAUAUAUUUAUGGCGUAGUUGUAGUAAUUUAUAAAAAAAAAAAACUCAACCACUUCUUAACCGUUUAAAAAAAAAUACUUUUCUUAUCUAUGUGUACGAGAAUUCGCGAUGUAAUCGUUAAUUAUUAUUUUAAUUAUACUUACAAUUGUAAUCGAUAUAUUAAAACUUUAUUUUAAGUAUUUAAUUCCGUUAAUUAUAUUUUAUUAUUGCAUUUUAUAAUUACAGUUACCGUUUAAGUAAUUUAUUUACGAAGAGAUAUUAAACUAAUAAAUUGAUAUUUAUUUUAUAAGUAAUUUAUAAAUAAAAUAUAAAAUGGAAUUUAAUAAUAAGUAUUAAACGUAAGCAAUAAAUAUGUCUUCAUUUUACAGAAAGUGUGUAGUAUUAAUAUAUUGUUGAAUAAUAUUAAAAAAUAAUAGAAUUACUCUCAUAUUCAUAAAAUUGCCAAUCGGCCUAUAUUCUUAAUUUAAAAUAAAAUGUUAAAACACUCUAAUAGAGUAGUUUUGUAAUAAAGUUUUAGUUUUUUUUUAUAAAUAAGGAUUUAGUGUCUAUGGUCAAAAAUCAAUAGAUAUACCCGCACCAUAUAUUUUUUUUUAAUCAACGUUCCCUCCAAAAAUAAUACAUAAUUAUAUACGAACUUAAUUAUAAGUAUAAUAAGAAUAGAAUUAAAUAAAUAAACAAUUUUAAUCAUUAAAUCUUUUCCCUUCUAGAUGGGGAGCAGACUUAUGUAAUUUAUAAGACAGAUUUUCGUUGACACGUGAAAGAGAAAAAACGAAAUGCCAAAAUUGUAGAUUCUAUAUCAAAAUUUGCCCGUAAAUAAUAGACAAUCUUUAGCAAAAAAAAAGCAAAGGAUAUAAGAUUGGUUGGAGGUAGAAUAACAUGAUAAUUUGGGGGGAAAAUUUGCAGUACAUUAAUGAAUUACUAGACGUUACCCACGACUUUGUUCCCGUAGCCGAGAUUUUGUUUGAAUAAGAUAAAAAUAGCCUGUGUCCUUUUCUAUCCCAAGUAUUAGGUAUGUAUUAAAUUUCAUGAAGAUUAUCUCAGCCGUUAAAAAGCUAAGACGUAGCAAUAUAAUUGUUUAUUGGUGAACAUUGGUAGGCCUCCUAUUAAAGUUUUGCCGGUAGUUGCCACCGCAGUAAGGCUUUGGAGAUGUUUUAAGAAGGACGCAGCCGAUCCCAUGACCAUCAAUACUACAUAGUACAGCACGACGAACUCAUUUUUCAUAUAUAAUAUUUGGAUUAAUUAAUCAUUAACGACAGCCGCCAUUUUGGUUGUUACAUAUGUAUAUUUUUUUAUUCAAUAUGUAUAUUUAUAUUAUAAUAUAAAUAAUAUUAAAUUAUAAUUCGAACAAUGACAUUUGAUGAUAAUUAUAUGCUCUAAAUUCAUAAAAAAAAUCUGUAAAAUUUUAAAUCGAAUUACUUGCAACACUGAUAAAUGGCACGAUUACUUUUUAAAAAAAAAUAUGCGUCAGCCUAAUUCCCGCGCUACGUUCAGUGGUUAAUGAAAAAUCGAACAAAUAAUGCAUAUAUGAACAAAGCAAUAUAUAAAUACUUAAUCUCAAGUACAGAAGAUAUCUAAAGAACGAGACAAAAGGAAAUUAUAAGAAGACACAAACAAGAAUAGCUGUAUGGACUUAGUCUCUUUGCCUUCCCUAAAGCGAUAAAUAUAUCCAAAAAACAUCAAUAUUAAGAGGUAAUGUUCUAAGAUAAUGGUAUAUACUUUUUGUCACACACAUAUAUAUAUAUAUAUAUAUAUAUAUAUAUAUGUAAUUGUUUUUUAUUGUAUUUUAAUUUUUAUUAAUAUAUUUUUGUAAAAAAAAAAAUUAUCAAAAAACAUUUUGUUAUUUUAACUUGAUUAGUUUUUUUUUUUUUUUAUUUUUGUUACAAAAUUUCGCUUUAACGUCUGAUCAAAUUUUAAUGAAAUUUGAUACACGGAUAUGCUUAUAUCCUAAUUUAAAAUAUAGAAUUUGUAACAUUAUUGAUUUCCUUGAGCAAAGUCGUGGAAAACAGCUAAUUCAAAAUAAGUAUUCUAUAAUUUAAUAUGUACUUAUGUUAUACUAUAAGGUGUUUGUCUAUGGGCUUACGUUUAUAAACUUUUUUCCUGAAAUAAAUAAAUAUGGAGCAUGUUUUUUAUGGUGCGGGUGGCUAAAAUGUGUGAGAUUUUUUUUUAAGUUUUCCACUUUAAUCUACAUUUUAAUAAUACUUCCUAAUUAAAUAUUUAAUUGUAUACACAAGUUACGUUUUAGUAAUUUCUUUUUUUUUUUAAACACACAGUCUAAUGAACAGUUUCCUGCCAGUUGUCCAACGUACGUCUGGACAGAGUAACGCAUCCCGAAUUAUCAUGUAACCAUUCGGGAUGUGAUAAAAGCGUUGGACCACUGGUCUGUUCCUUACACUGUGCACAUGACAACAUGUGUCUUAUGUUAGGUUUCAUGUCAAAUAAAUUUAUUAUAUAUUCUAUGCGUUUAAAUAAAUAGAUACAUUUUCUUCAUUUUUUUUUUAACAUAAGAACGGUGUGUGCCAAAUGGAGAUAAAAUUAAUAAAUAUUAAAUAUUUAAAAUAAAUCAAAGUUCCUCAUUGACAAUAUUCAUGUAUAGUUCGUGUCUAUGUAUAGAUGUUUAACGUAAGUCUUGUUCUAAUUGUAUCAUAAAUAAAAAAAUUAAUUUUAAGAAACAAACUGUUUUAUUUAUGGUUUCUUGAAUAAUGAUAAAAUUUGUAUUAAGUAAAUAAAUAUAAAUAUAUAAAAAAAGAUCCUAGAUUCACACUACCAUAUAAAAGUUAAAACCUAAAAAUGUCUUAAAUUCAAAUUAAGUGAAAUUAAUAACUUUCGUACGAUAGGACACGAGUGGACUAGGUUAUUUUACUGUAAACAUGAAACUGUACGGUUUACGUACUUACAUUACGCUUGCGCGUCGUCAACACUUUUUUUUUUAUACAACUUAGAAUGGCAAACAACCUGAUGCCCACCUGAUGGAAAGUGGUAACCUAUAUGGUAGGUCGCCUAUAGAUAUGAGCAGUACCAUGGACAUAACAGAGUAUACUGUUUCGUCCAUGAUACUCCCCACGCGUUGCCAUUCCUGAGGACUCAGGUGUUAUUCCUCUGUACCCUGUAAAUUCACGCCAUAUCCUUCCUUUCCUUCAAACCGAAACACAGCCAUGCAAACACAACUACUUUACGGUUGAAACACGAAUGGGACAGAGGUACCCAAGCAAUCGACUUUUGUACAAAGUCUCCCUCUGGUUUUACAAUAAAGUCACUUUUUUAAACUAACGGUAGGAGAAUUCUAAACAAACAUUUGUACCGUAAAGCCACAUUAUAUGUUUUCCCCUUUACAAAAAAAUAAUUUCUGUGGAAUGCACAUUUUUUUAAAUAUUUAUUUAAAAUAUGUCAUGUCAGUAGAAAUAUUUACAGAAAAAAACCUUACUAUUUUGUAACUAUUGGUUUACUUAAUUUUUGUUUUUUUUUUUAUGGGGCGUGACUCUCACUAUCGCCAGAAUCCGUUUGAUCAAUGACUUACGGGACACCUGUAUAAUCAAUUAUUAUUGUAUUUUUGUAACAUUAUUUCAAUAUAUUUUAAUCGAACUGUACCUAUAAUGUAAUAGACUAACAUUUUUUUUUUAAUUUAGGCGCAGGACAAAAAUCGCCCAAUAUGCUACUUACAAUUUCAGUUGUUAAUACAUAGAAUAAGUAAUUUAAGAUAAACUAUUUAACAAUUUCUUAGAAAAAUGUCUUAAAGUUACUACCAUCUUAGAUGUUUGAAGUGUGUAUAUAUGUCUAUGUAUCGUGUGUAGAAAACAAAAUUUAAAUAUUAUUAAAUUGUUUAAGAUUUUUUUUUUUUUAUUUAGUCUUUAUAGAUGAGAAAUAAAAAUCUUGUAAAUAUUG